Messenger RNA from Aplysia californica (California sea hare), 1596 nucleotides. RefSeq names its product UDP-glucuronosyltransferase 2C1-like. Gene Ontology annotation, molecular function: UDP-glycosyltransferase activity. NCBI's taxonomy places the organism in Eukaryota, Metazoa, Mollusca, Gastropoda, Aplysiida, Aplysiidae. The transcript has a single exon. The coding region runs from base 1 to 1557 and encodes 518 amino acids. The record is from RefSeq and is a predicted model, not a curated record.
AUGAUGUCAACAGCAAUGACCACCUUCCUCGCGACCGUCACACUCUUAUUGGCUGGCAACCGUCACUUGACCCAGGCCAAGACAGUUGUCUUGUUCUCUCCCCCUCACGCCGCUAACGUGCGCACAUACACUAACACAGGCCGCGCCCUGGCCGCGCUAGGACAUGACGUUUACGUCCCUGUGCCGGACUUCAUGCUCAAAGACAACUCCGUCAACGUGCAGGGCAUCAACGUCAUACGGUACGGCGAGUAUCUCGGUCACUUCGACGACAAGAUCGCAGCUAUGGCCGUGGAUAAAUUCUGGAGGAACCAGUCUAUGGUUCUCGGAGACUUCACAGGAUUUAUCAAGUUUUGGGAAGACUUGGCGACUCAGCUUUUGUCAGACAAACAGCUUAUUGCGAAAUUCAAAGAUAUUAAGCCAGAUUUGUUUGUUUUAAUGAAGCAGCCUUUGCUUAGGGAUUUUGUCAUUUUCCCCUAUAUGCUGAAUGUUCCUUUUUCGUGUUUGUGUUAUUAUCACGAUUAUGUUGGACAAAGGGUUCCCAUCAGUCUGUCCUCCUCACCAAUGCAUCUGAAUGGUGAUUUUCUGGAAGAGGGUAUGACUUUCAUCCAACGUCUCAAGAAUAGCGUGGUUCAUUUAACGCUCUUCUUUCUCCACGAGUACGCAACCAGUGACAAACUCGUCGCAAAGUUUGCACCUCACCGGCCCAGAAUAUCUACCAAGGAGAUCAUGUCCCAAGCGGAAAUUUCCCUCGUUGAGAGCGACCCAAUUAUAGAUUUCGCUCGCCCGCAGCUGCCAAAUACUAAAUUCGUGGGAAGCACAGCGGUGAAUCUCCCAGAAGAACUCAAAGAGCCGUUCAAAAGCUUCAUGGAGAAAUCUGUGAACGGCGUGGUUGUAGUUACGUUCGGAAGCAGCAUUCUGGAGGUACCGGACUACAUUUCCUUCAAGAUGAUGUCGGCGUUCUUGAAGCUGAAGCAGAACGUGAUUUGGCGCGUGAAACUCCAGUCUCCAGAUCCGGGUAAGAUUCUCACUUCUUCCUGGGUACCGCAAAAUGACCUCCUAGCGCAAACGAACACCAAGCUCUUCGUCUCCCACUGCGGUUUGAAUGGACAGUACGAGGCAAUGUACCACGCCGUGCCAACACUUUGCCUGCCUUUUGGGAACGACAUGCCGUACAAUGCCCAAAGGGGCGUGGUCAAAGGUUUUGGUCUUAAGGCCGACAUCCGUGAGGUCACAGACAUAGAGCUUCUAGCGCUGAUGAGAGAAAUGCUGGAGAAUAACAAGUAUAAGAAAAACAUACAAAAAGCCUCGGACCUGUACAAAGAACUGUAUAAGCGUCCGGUCAACGAGACAGCAUUCUGGUUGGAUCACGUGAUGAAGUACGGUGGCGCUUACAUGAGGUCAACAGGUCAAAACAUGCCCAUGUACCAGUUCCUGGCGCUAGACGUUCUGGUGUUCUUAGCGGUCGUGAAAGUGGUUUUUGUUCUGUUGGUGUACAAGACCUGUCGCUGUUGCUGUGGCCUGUGUUGUGGCAAGAAGAGGAAAUCAAAGAGAGAUUAAUUAAGAUGUUCUUGCGUGCACGGGGGGCGUUCAUAAAGU